AGUUUGCGCAUCGCUUGUUGAAUGCAGGAUACCUUCUGCGUCAGCGUCCAUUCCAAGUUGAGCUUUGGAGCAGCAGCAGCAGCAGCCGCGGAGGAGCGGGUUGUCCAGCUUCUGUCCUCUGUCAGCGCAGAUAUGAAGUCAGCAGAAGAAGACGCUUAUAGCUACACACCAAAUGUCAGCCUGUCCCUUCCGCUGGGCAUGGGAAACCCCUGCCUGGCCACGCAGUACCACACCUUACAGAACAGUCCGGUCAUCUCCGUCACCUCCUGCCACCAGACGGGCUACAGCCUCCAGAACGACAACCACGCCCCCUCCGGCUACUAUCUGCCCCAUGGCCUCAGACCCAACGGGGCACCAGCUCUGGAGAGCCCCAGAAUUGAGAUCACUGCCUACAGUCAGUAUCCGGAGGACGAAGUAGAAGAGAGCAGCAGCGAGGACAACGUCAUCAAACGAGGCGUCAACUCUAUCGUGACGCUGACGCUGCCCAAUGCAGAAGGUUACCGUGACCCCAGCUGCCUCAGCCCCGCCAGCAGUGUUUCCUCACGCAGCUGCAAUUCUGAAGCUUCUUCCUAUGAGUCCAGUUUCUACAACUACGACAACUCCCCACAGAACUCCCCCUGGCAGUCUCCCUGUGUGUCCCCCCGAGGCUCAUCUUCGCUCCUGUCCUGCCCUCUUGCCAGCGGACCCAUCGCCUCCCCCCACCAUUCCCCCUCCACCUCCCCUCAGAUAGGAGCGGUGGCUGAAGAAGCCUGGCCGGCUCAGCCUCGUGGCUCCAGGCCUGAUUCUCCAUCCGGCAGUGGUGGUGGUGGCGGGGGCAACGGCGGUAUAGGGAAAAGAAAGUACAGUUUCAAUGGCGCUCCCUUCCGUCAGACAUCCUGCUCCCCCACCCAGUCUCCCACCCCCUCCCCCCAUGGAUCCCCCAGGGUCAGUGUCACCGAUGAGAACUGGCUCGCCAACACCAACCAAUACACCAACUCUGCUAUAGUGGCUGCCAUCAACGCCCUGACCACCGAUGGGGUGGUAGACAUGGGGGAGGGGAUCCCAAUCAAGACCCGUAAAACCAUGCUGGACCAUUCCCUCUCCAUGAGCCUGAAGGUGGAGCCUGGUGGUGAGGACCUCAGUCCUGAGGGGGAGCUCUGCCACGAGGACUAUCCUUCUCGUCUGGGCCUCAAGAAGGAAAACUACUGUGGGGGUUUCCUGGAUGUGCCUCAGCAUCCGUACUCCUGGUCUAAACCCAAGCCUUACCUCAGCCCUUCUCUGCCGGCCCUCGACUGGCAACUCCCAUCAUGCUCUGGACCGUAUAACCUCCAGAUAGAGGUCCAGCCCAAGUCCCACCACAGGGCCCACUACGAGACCGAGGGCAGCCGAGGGGCGGUGAAGGCUCUGUCCGGAGGUCACCCAGUUGUUCAGCUUUAUGGCUACAUGGAAAGCGAGCCGCUCACCCUGCAGCUGUUCAUAGGGACCGCAGACGACCGCCUCCUGCGACCACAUGCCUUCUACCAGGUCCACCGCAUCACCGGGAAAACCGUCUCCACCGCCAGCCAUGAAGUCAUGCAAUCCAACACCAAAAUCCUGGAGAUCCCUCUGCUGCCUGAAAACAACAUGAGAGCCAUAAUCGACUGUGCUGGGAUCCUGAAGCUACGCAACUCUGACAUUGAGCUUCGUAAAGGGGAAACGGACAUCGGACGUAAAAACACUCGUGUGAGGCUGGUGUUUCGGGUGCACAUCAACCAAGCCAACGGGCGGACGGUGUCCCUGCAGGCCGCCUCCAACCCCAUCGAAUGCUCCCAGCGCUCGGCUCAGGAGCUUCCCUUGGUGGAAAAACAAAGCGUGGACAGUUACCCCGCCACUGGAGGCAAGAUGAUGCUCCUCAGCGGCCUCAACUUCCUGCCCGACUCCAAGGUGGUGUUUGUGGAGAAGGCCCAGGAUGGACAUCAUCUGUGGGAGACAGAAGCCAAAGUUGACAAGGACUCCAUCAAAUGUAAUACGAUUGUUGUGGAAGUUCCACCCUACCGGAACCAGAGAAUAUCCAGUCCGGUGCAGGUCAACUUCUAUGUCUGCAACGGCAAGAGGAAGAGGAGCCAGUACCAGCGUUUCACCUUCCUGCCUCCAAACGUUCCAAUAAUAAAGACAGAACCUAGUGAUGAGUAUGAAUCGAUGAGGACUGGUUUGUCCAUGCACUCGAAGCCGUACUACAAUCAGCCCAGGCUCACUCCCAUCAUGCCAGUAAACGAUGCUGAUGCCUGCCUGGUCAGCGGUUACUCUCCUUGCCCGCCUCGCCAUGCUGCCAUGCCAUCAUCGUCCCCCAGCUCCAGCCCCACCCUGCAUGACCUGUCCCCUAUGGCAUACAACAAGUGCCUCCCAAAUAGCCCUACCCAUGCAGCACCACCAGGCCCUGUGGCACCCACCAUCCAAGAAAACCCUGGUCGCCCAAACCUCGCCCACCCAGCGUCACCAGAUCACAGCUCUCCCCUAGGGAUGCUCCAUUCCCAGGGUAGCCCCAACCAUCUCAACAGCCCUGGACCCCAUGGUUACCACCACAUCUAUGCCAACAGCAGCCCCUCUUCUUCCCCGGUGUCCCACCCCUCCACCCCCGGUGGGGCUGCAGAGAGUCCAUUUGUUCAAGCCUACAGUCCCAGUCAUGGAGCAGCCAACUCAGCCCAGGCUGGAGGAAACUCACCUAGCCUCCUCCAUGAGGACUCCAGUUCCCCUACCGUGUCCAUCACCGUUAAGCAGGAGCCCCAGGAACUGGACCAGAUGUACCUAGAUGAUGUUAACGAGAUCAUCAGGAAUGACCUCUCCAGCAUUUCCGUGCACACGCAUGCAUAGACAUCCUGAAGCCGUCUGCAGCAGCUUCAACAACAACAACAUUACACAAAGCCAGGAGAUCCAGACGAUGAAUAGAUUUUUGACCAGGAUCUCCAACCUGACCCUCGUCGACAUCAGCUCCUCCUAACUUUAAAGACUUGCUGCAGAUUCACAUUGACAAUCACUGGCAAGCUCCGUAUGAAUAAAUGAAUGUCAUAUUUACAAAAAAAAAAAUAAAAAAAGGGAAGUGAUUUCAGGGGCAAAGUAUACGACUACACUUGCCUUAAUUCACAGCAGAUGUUCUCUAGCGGACCAAACAGCUCAAUGAGACUGAAUAUUCUCCUGUAGUUGACAAAUGACAAUCUUGAUUUUGAGUGUGAUCUGUUCGUUAAUGCAUGGACGAGCUAAUGGGACGAUAACUGUCACGCUUCAUUACUUUGGUUCAUUUGUUUGUGCAGUCAGUUCACGGCGAACAAACCGGUGCCUUACAGCAGUGAUAUUGACAACAGCAGCACUCACAAACUAGAAGGGCACUUCUUCGUGUACAUACCUCCGCCAAGGACCGACACUUCCGCUCUAUCUCACAUAGUCUGAAAAGUGAAAAAACAAAAAAGAAAAAAAAGCCCCUUUAAAAUUUAUCGGGUCACUCGCUGACUCGUCCGAUCUUUCCAGCAACUUCCAUGAAAAUUGGUGCAGACGUUAUUUGUGUAAUCCUGCUGACAGACGCAAACGCUAAUGAAAUCACAUCCUCCUUGGCGGAGACGAUUAAAAACGUCCAUGUUCAUUUUAACCCAAAGUGGAAGUUUUAUACGACUUUUUUGUAUCAUUUGAUUGAUUUGUUUACAGGGAAAAGAAUAGAAGUCUGGAACAUAUGUAGGGAUUUUGUGAAUAGAUUAGCAUUGUAUUUUUCCUUGCUUCCUUAUUAUCGAAUUGUUCAUUUAUACUGAAUGUUAUGUAUAUUAUUAUUUUGUAUAAACAUGUAUUGAAAGUACGUAUGCCUUAUGCUCAUAUCAUGCAAUUUGCCAUUUAGCGCUUCUCUUUUUUUCCAUUGGUGUCGUCAUUUCUACCACCCUGCAUUAUGCUUUUCACCUUAGUGCCUCUUCUCUAAUCAUCCUGCCCCAGUCUUCCAGUCCUCCACACAGAUCAUGACAGAACAACGCAGAGACAAUCAGAGAAAAUAUAUAGUACAUAUCCUAUGACAACAGUUCCUGGUCGACAGGGGCUUAUUAAGGCAGGUAUUGCAAUUUUCUUCCCCCUCAAGCUAUAAAAUAGUUAAACAACGGUAUGCUUACCUGCUGAAUUAAAUAAGAAUAUUCCAGGACUAUAUAUAUGUCUGCAGGAUUGCAUGUAAAUAGACAUGUUGUGGGUGUGCUACAGGCUCAGAUAUACUCUUCAACUGUGGAGUUGGCAGGACUGUUACAAACAGCUGGCAAUAAUUGAUCUGCAUAAACCAAAGGAUUUUCUCUUUGGUGAAAUUAUUGUCCAAGUUUCCCUUUUUCCGUAGGAGACCUUAGCAUAGGAGUGUUUCCCCGUACAAAAACAUUAUGCACUUUACCGUAGAAACAGAGCAGACCAAAUAUUGUAGAUUGAUUUCCACUGUUGUAAACUUAAACCUACACUGACUUCCUUCACAGAGCUGCUGCAAUCUUUUUUCAUGUUACGUCUUUUGGAGCAUGCACACCAUACUAAUGUUGGGGAUCGUUUAGCUGACUGUAGCUUACCACAUCAAGUAGCUUCCUAAUACAUUUUGGAUUAUAUAGUAUAAACAGCAUGAUUAAACUGUAUGGAUAAGGUUUCUAUUUUUUGUGCCUUACUCUUUCUUGGCUACAAGCUUGUUGCAACUUUAUGAUGCUUUCCUGUGUAGGCACAAGGUGAAACAUAUUUCUCUUUAAUAUGAAAUAUUUAUGAAAAAUGAAAUGUGUUUUAAGUGCAUUUAAUGUGUUCUCAACAAUGAAUUAAUAAAUGGCAUAAUAAUGA
Messenger RNA from Sphaeramia orbicularis (orbiculate cardinalfish), 4785 nucleotides. RefSeq names its product nuclear factor of activated T-cells, cytoplasmic 1-like. Gene Ontology annotation, biological process: regulation of transcription by RNA polymerase II; cytokine production; calcineurin-NFAT signaling cascade. Lineage: Eukaryota; Metazoa; Chordata; Actinopteri; Kurtiformes; Apogonidae. Gene Ontology annotation, molecular function: DNA-binding transcription factor activity, RNA polymerase II-specific; transcription factor binding; RNA polymerase II cis-regulatory region sequence-specific DNA binding. The record is from RefSeq and is a predicted model, not a curated record. Bases 22 to 2829 code for a protein of 935 amino acids. The transcript has 10 exons. Gene Ontology annotation, cellular component: transcription regulator complex.